Molecule: messenger RNA, 3436 nt
Organism: Hirundo rustica (Barn swallow)
Lineage: Eukaryota; Metazoa; Chordata; Aves; Passeriformes; Hirundinidae
Gene: ZBTB24
Product: zinc finger and BTB domain containing 24
Exons: 7
Coding region: 90-2147 (685 amino acids)
Biological process (GO): regulation of transcription by RNA polymerase II
Cellular component (GO): nucleus
Molecular function (GO): RNA polymerase II cis-regulatory region sequence-specific DNA binding; DNA-binding transcription factor activity, RNA polymerase II-specific; protein binding
Source: RefSeq, a predicted model, not a curated record
GGCAGCGCAGGCGCGGUGCCAGCCCCGGCCCGGAAGUGCGGCGCAGGCGGCGGCGGCGAGCGGCACCCCAUUUAAUAUUCAUAAUUAAAAUGGCAAAAACAACUGGUCCUUCUGAGCAACUGAUCCUCCACUCCAAAGCUCACAAAGAUACCAUUCUAGCUAAUUUUGAGGAACAAAGAAGAAAGGAUUUUCUCUGUGACAUUACUCUGAUAGUGGAGAAUGUGCAAUUCAGAGCCCAUAAAGCUUUGCUGGCUGCUAGCAGUGAAUACUUCUCAAUGAUGUUUGUAAAUGAGGGUGAAAUAGGGCAGUCAAUUUACAUGUUGGAGGGAAUGGUUGCAGACAUCUUUGAAGUUCUGCUAGAAUUUAUCUACACUGGUUACCUCUGUGCCAAUGAGAAGAGCACAGAACAAAUUCUGGCUACUGCGCAGCUGCUGAAAGUGACUGACUUGGUAUGGGCCUGUACAGACUACCUGGAAAGUCGCAGCCCAGGCAGUGCAUUGCCAGCUCCAGCUGAAAGUGGAGCCUUUUUUGUUGGAAGCGACAGGAAAAAUUAUGACCCACCAAAGCGAAAACGGGGGCGACCAAGGAAAAUCAAGGUUGUCCAAGAAGAAGAAUCAGGAGCAAAUUCUGCCGAAGAUGGGCAGUUGAGAGAGAACAACUCCAUGCAAAAUGAGCAAAAUUAUAUGAAAAAAGACACUGAAGUAGAAGAAACAGUUGCCAGUGAACAGGCUUCAGUGAUGAAAGAUGGAGAAGAAACUGAACCUGCUUGUGGCUCAGAGGCUACUGUUGAUCUGUCAGCUGAGAAAGAUGAAAACUACGAUCCCAAAUCUGAAGGAAUCCAGAACACUCAGAGCCGUUACAGCAAACGCAGAAUAAGGAGAUCAAUCAAACUAAAAGAUUAUAAACUUCUUGGAGAUGAGGAUGAGAAAGGACUGGCAAAGAGAACUGAUGGAAAAAGAAAACGUGUGGGUUCUGAAGCUUGCUGUAAAGACUGUGGCAAAGUAUUUAGAUGUAAUCACUUCUUGGCUAUUCACCAGCGAAGCCAUACAGGGGAGCGCCCUUUUAAAUGCAGUGAGUGUGGCAAAGGCUUCUCCCAGAAGCAUUCUCUUCAAAUCCAUGAGCGGAUGCACACUGGGGAACGGCCGUACACGUGCACCAUCUGCAGUAAGGCUCUGACAACAAAGCAUUCUCUUCUGGAGCACAUGAGGCUACAUUCAGGACAGAAGGCUUUUACCUGCGAUCAGUGUGGGAAAUACUUCAGCCAAAAUAGACAGCUCAAGAGCCACUAUCGACUACACACAGGCCGUUCACUGCCGGAAUGUAACCUGUGUCAUCGAAAAUUCAUGGAUACAGCUCAGCUAAAGAAACAUCUAAGAACACAUACAGGUGAGAAGCCCUUCACUUGUGAGAUCUGUGGCAAAUCAUUUACAGCUAAAAGUUCACUUCAGACUCACAUGAGAAUUCACAGAGGAGAAAAGCCAUAUUCUUGUGAUAUAUGUGGAAAAUCCUUCUCUGAUUCCAGUGCUAAGAGAAGACACUGUAUCUUACACACAGGCAAAAAGCCUUUUGCCUGCCCAGAAUGUAGUUUGCAGUUUGCUCGCCUGGACAACCUGAAGUCCCAUUUGAAAAUUCACAUCAAGGAGAAGCAGUUUCAGGAAGCCAGCACUACCCUGAACACCAACGCUCAUCCGGAAGAAGUGAGAAACGUUCUCCAGCUGCAGCAGUACCAGCUUGCCACCUCGGGAGGGCAGGAAAUUCAGCUGCUGGUUACGGAUGCAGUACACAACAUCAACUUCGUGCCCAGCCACAAUCAAGGCAUCAGUAUUGUGACUGCAGAAAAUGCCCCCAGCAUGACGACAGAGCAGGCUGCAAACCUCGCGCUCCUUGCGCAGCCACCGCAGCAGCUACAAAACUUCUUGUUUUCAGCUCAGCAGGAGCAAGCAGAACAAAUCCAAAGUAUCAGUGUGAUUGCAAACCAAAUAGAGGCUGCCCAGGCUGAACAAAUGCAUGUCAUCACUCUUUCCAAGGAAGCGCUAGAACAUCUCCAUGCUCAUCAAAGACAGAAUGAACAAAUCCACUUAGUGGGAUCUUCGCAUCUAGCUCAGCACGUGCACUUGGCUCAGGAAUCAAGUCAGCAGUCUCACUAGCCAUGAUACAGUUCCUUCCCAGCAAGUCAGUGAGGAACAGAAUCUGAAUCCCGUCAGCAGCCUCUGUCAGUAAAUGAGUCAUCUCAUGAGCAUCCUAUCCAAGGACAGGCUUUGUGAAAUGCUUGUUUGUCAGCAGAGGGCUAGGCCAGAGAAUGCUUCUCAUCCAGGCAGGGAUUACAUGUGUCACACUUUUUUUUUUUUGCGAUGUAAGCUAUCCAAAGAAGCAUUUCUUGGUGAUUUUGGAUGGGUGACUCAGAUUCCUUAACCAUAGUUAUUUUAGACUAUUUUGUUUUUCUGGGUUGGUAUUUCUUUGCCACUUAGUCCAUACCUCACAAGCAAUUAGUGUGCCUCAUACACAUCUCUGCCUCCUGAGGAGAUACUUAGUCCUUAUUUGUAUUUCCAUAUUUCGUAUUUCCAUAACUCUCCAGAAGAAUUCACCUUGCUGGUAGGAGAACAAUGUUUAGGACAUCUGCUGAUCACAAAGUACCACUUCUCUGACAAACUUAACAUUAUAUCUGAGCUACUGUCAAGCUUAAGACAACCAGUACUUUUUGCAAAGCUAACACCGUGUGUCUUAUGUUUAAUGAGCUAUUUCUCAGCAGGUUAAUGUAUAAUUCUCUAUGUAAUCAUUCCCUGAAGUGCAUUAUGAAUAACUGACUACCAAAUUCCUUUGGUUUGGGUUGAAACUGUUACAGCCUUUAACUGGCCCUGAAUCUUCCCUCCUGUUUACUGUGUGCUGUACACAUUUUGCUCCUCAGAAACGUUUAAGCCAUUGCACUUGAAUAGUGGCAAUGAGAUGUGAUGAUUACACUGGAGAACUGAAACCCGCGAAAUUCUGCUCUGUUAGUUCUACCACUCACUCCCUGUGUGACAGUGGGUAAGGUAGUUGACCUCUGUGCCUUAUUUCAUCAUCUAGUAAGUGGGGAUAGUGUUCACACACUCUGCCAAGCACUUUGAAGAGCUCUUGAUGUUGAAGGCACUGCCUAUUGAAGUGCAAAACUCUCUUCCUGACAGGACUCUGUCUAAGCGUAGGAGCCAGUGUUAUUUUUUGUACUUUUGAGAGAAGGACAUAAUCUUACUUUAAUAUAUGUUAGGACUGGUAAUUGUUUAUGUGAAGAUUCAAACAAUGAAGAGCAUCACUUCAGAGCAUAACAACUUACCUAAAUGGGGUGCAUCACUGAAAGUUGUACAAGAAUUUUUGUUGACUGAAUUAGAUGUGUACAGAUUGUUUUCAAUGACUGACUGCUAACAAAAAAGAUUUGACAUUGUAAUAAAAUGCCUUGCCAAAA